Monoraphidium neglectum is the source of this 1788-nucleotide messenger RNA. RefSeq lists its product as hypothetical. Gene Ontology annotation, molecular function: protein binding. The record is from RefSeq and is a predicted model, not a curated record. Bases 1 to 1788 code for a protein of 595 amino acids. Lineage: Eukaryota; Viridiplantae; Chlorophyta; Chlorophyceae; Sphaeropleales; Selenastraceae. The transcript has 4 exons.
AUGGAGCUCCCAGCCACGCGCCAGCUCUCCGCGGCACUGUCAAGCAUGGAUGACGGAUCACGUAGCGCUGCAGAGCUCGUGUUGAGCAACGACGUGUGCCUGGGCACCGUGUUCGCGGCGCUCGACGGCGCCUCCCUUGGCCGCUGCGCUGCUGUCUGCCGGCUCUGGCGCGAGCUGCUGUGCCGCGACGCCGGCGCAGACGCGGUCAUUUGGAAGGCCUCAUACCUGGCCGAACACAGGCGGGAAGCGCUGCCGCGCGAGUGGCUCGGCAGCUAUCGAGCCAUGUAUGCACGCGCGGCUGGCCUCCUGUCCGUGCCCGCGACCCACGUGCUGCCGGUUCAGGGCAGCGCCCUCUGCUACAGCCCCGGCGCGCGCGCCGUCGUCGCGUUGGCGCCGCGCGGCAACGUGCUCAGCGUGGUCGACGAGGGCGGCGCGGUGCGCGCGCGCGGCGUGCCGGAUCGCGGUGUGGCGGGUGCGGGGGGACGGCCGCUGCUGGCGGCGCUCGGCGGCAGCCUGGUUGUGCUCACCGCCGGCGACGGCGUAAUACAGGUGUGGGACGCCAGCACACUCUCGCCGGCGGGCACCCUGGGCGCCCACUCUGCGCCACUGACCAGCCUGUCAGCGGACGGCACCCUGGUCGGAUCGACCUGCGCCUCUGAGCUGAGGCUCUGGGAGGUCGACGAAGCGGCGGCCGCGUCUGCCGCCGCCGCCGCAGCUGCUGCCGUGGCAGAGGGAGGCGCCCGCGGCUCUCCUGCUGCCGCUGCUGCCGGGCCACGCGAGAGCGGGGAUGCAGCAUUUGCAGCCGAGGAGGGUGCGGAUUUGCAAGCAGAGGCGGAGGCGGCGCCGGCGCUGGCGCCUCCGACAGCAGCGCAGCGGGCGCUCGAGGAGGCGCAGCACGCGCGCACCAUCGUGGGCCGCUGCCUGUCUGCGGUGUCCAUCGGCCUGCCCCUGCCCUCACACGUCCUGGAGCCCCGGGUGGUGGUCUGCGGCGACCGCCGGCUGGCGGCCCUGUCCAACUGCAGCGCGCCGGCGCCGUCGUCGGUCGUGCGCGUGUACUGCGCGCGACAAAACGGGACCGCGGGCGCGCUGCUGCGGGAGCUGCCUGUGAACGCGGCGGCCGACAUGGCGUUUGUGCCGGGGCGGCUGCUGGUCGCGUCGGCGUUCCACGGGCGCAGCCUUGGGGGGCCGGAGCGCGCCUUCACCGUGGUGGUGCACUGCUGGGACACCGACACCUGGGCGUGGUCGCGGCUGGUGUCGCCGAGGCUGUCGACGACAUUCCCUGUGACAUCGGGGCAGGGCCUGCCCCUCAUCCACGUCACACAAGACUGGCUGCUCUGCGCCACCCCCACGCGCGGCGCCAGCCCCAUCCCCUCCUGCUGUGUCAACGCCUGGCGCCUGCCGCACCAACAGGCCGCGGCGCCAUCGGCGGGUGGGGACAAGGCAGUGCGUCUGAGGGCAGCUGGCGCCGGUGAGCAGCAUCAGCAGCAUCAGCAUCAGCAGCAGCAGCAGCAGCAGGACAAGGCGCACCAGGACGGGCAGCAGCUGCCGCAGCAGCAGCAGUUGCAGCAGCAGCAGCAGCAGCAGCGGCCGCCUGUGUUUCUGUUUGUGGGGGACAAUGGGGAGGGGUGCGACCCCUGGCACCCUGUGCUGGCGGAGACGGGCCCCGGGCGCCUGGGGGUGCUGACCAGCUCCCCCUGCAGCCUGCUCAUGGCAACGCCCGAGGGGCAGGUGCGCGCGGCUGAUAUAUGCAGGGUCGCACACGGCAGGGGCAACGCCGUGCAGGAGUGA